CAUAUUAUAAACUUUUCCGUAAGGCCUUUAUAAGUCCAUGGGCGCUCCGUAAAUAAACUCCCCCUCCCGGCUCUCUCUGCUCUCUGAAUUCUCUCUCUCUCCGCACCCAUCAUGAAGGAAUCUGGAGACUCCACCUCCACCCACCGCCGCAGCCGCCGUCGCCGUCGCCUCCUCUUCUGCGGCGGCUGCCUCCUCCUCCUCAUCGUCCUCGGCGUCGUCGUCCUCGUACUCUACCUCACCCUCAUCAAGCCUCGCAAUCUCACCACCAAGCUCGUCUCCACCCGCGUCGCCGGCGUCUCCCCCCGCAUCACCUUGCCCGCCGUCCGCAUCGAGAUCAACCUCACCCUCGACCUCGACGUCCUCGUCCACAACCCCAACCGCGCCGCCUUCGACUACAGGGAGGGCCACACCAUCCUCCGAUACCGCGGGACACAGGUCGGCGACGCCGACGUGGCACCCGGCCGAGUGCCGCAGCGGGGCGACGGUCACUUGCUGCUCACGCUCCGGGUGGAGGGCGACCGGAUCGCUGCGGAUCUCGGGAGCUUGAUCGCGGACUUGGCCGCCGGCGAGUUGGCGUUCGACUCAUCGACGAGGAUCCCCGGUCGGCUCAUCUUCCUGGGGUUCAUCAAGCACCACGCGGUGGUGGAGUCAGAGUGCCGCGUGGUCAUUGGGAUCCCGAACCUGAAGGUGAAGAGCCAGGAGUGCAGCCACGUGACCAAGUUGUGAUCACCGGCCGGUGCCGGAACUCAAUAUAUCUCUCAACUCUUGGGCACUGCCAUAUCUAGACAGAGAUUCGUCUAUUUGACACUUCUAUGCGCACGUGUAGAUUACACGUGUCCUUCAUGUAGGGUACUAUGGUUUCGAUUUUUGUUUCAUAAGGGAACUCAUUAUAGUCUUAUAUAUUCCUAUUUCGGAGAAGGAAGAGGAUAUUGAUUGGGCCUUUUUAGUUCAGUUUAGUUGUAGGAAACAAGAACCUAAAUAAAGUUUUUGAGUCCCCUUUGG
Messenger RNA from Elaeis guineensis (African oil palm), 1002 nucleotides. RefSeq lists its product as uncharacterized. The record is from RefSeq and is a predicted model, not a curated record. Gene Ontology annotation, biological process: defense response to other organism. NCBI's taxonomy places the organism in Eukaryota, Viridiplantae, Streptophyta, Magnoliopsida, Arecales, Arecaceae.